AUGUGGAUGCUCAUUUUCAGUGGCAUUGGUGGCGGGUUAAAAAUGAUCAUGAAGACACACAAGCGCAAGCUCCAGCCGGAUCAGUCUUCAGAGGAUUCCCCAUGCAGUGGUGCAGUAGCGUGGGAGAAACAACGGCAAUUUGUGUUCAGCGUCUCCUUGCGCAAAUACCGUCGGGACCAGGAGCUGCCCGAGCCCAGCCUACGGAGGUCAGUCCUUAUUAGCAACACGCUACGACAGGUAGAAGCGUGUUUGGCGUCGCCGCCGGAGAACAGCUCGCCGUCUCCUGCCAAGCAUCAACGUAUGGCAGAAGCCGAGGACUGGACGUCGCUGUCAACAGACCCAGAUUUUGGCAUCACGCCCGCCGUCUCGUCUAUUCUCAGCGGGUUGGACUCUGAUGCGUCGCCGCGAGCGGCGCUGCGGUCCCUGGAGAACCUCCAAUCCUGCCCGGACACCGGCAUGUCGUGGCUGAAGCAGCAGGUCCGAGGCACGCACGGCCAGGACCUGAUGGAGUGGGAGGCCGGCGUGGAGGCGGCGCGUUCCAGCUACCUCAAGGACGUCACGGCCGAAGACAUGUUCCAGGACAUAGACACAUCCCAGUUGGAGAGUGACGCGGCCGCCCUCAGCCUACGGGCCGAGGAAAUCCCGUAUCACGGCGCAAAGGGCCUGCCGUCCUUUUCUUCUUUCAGCUCGCCGACGACGUCCCUCAGGGACGGCUUGGAUCUGGAGCACUUGGUGACUAUGCUGGUCGAAUCCUGA
This is a messenger RNA of Nerophis lumbriciformis (worm pipefish), 756 nucleotides long. Lineage: Eukaryota; Metazoa; Chordata; Actinopteri; Syngnathiformes; Syngnathidae. The record is from RefSeq and is a predicted model, not a curated record.